UUCUGGGUUAGUGGAUGGAGAGUGUUCCUUCGUUAGUGCGCCGGGUCUGUGUUUCUAGUUUAGAAGAGGAGCAGGGCGACGUGGUCCUCUCCCGCGCUUGUCCGGAGGUUUCGGGAUGUCUACGAUUCCUGCGGAAGAGAGCGACCAGCUUCUGAUCCGACCCCUUGGAGCUGGACAAGAAGUAGGAAGAUCAUGUAUUAUUCUGGAAUUCAAAGGAAGGAAAAUAAUGCUGGACUGUGGGAUCCACCCUGGCCUAGAAGGAAUGGAUGCUCUUCCUUAUAUCGACUUGAUUGACCCAGCUGAGAUUGAUCUCCUGUUAAUUAGUCACUUCCACUUGGAUCACUGUGGAGCUUUGCCCUGGUUUCUCCAGAAGACAAGUUUCAAAGGAAGAACGUUUAUGACUCAUGCUACAAAGGCCAUUUAUAGAUGGCUUCUCUCAGAUUAUGUUAAAGUGAGUAACAUUUCAGCAGAUGACAUGCUGUACACUGAAACAGACUUGGAAGAAAGCAUGGACAAAAUCGAAACUAUCAACUUUCACGAGGUCAAGGAAGUUGCAGGAAUCAAGUUUUGGUGUUACCACGCAGGCCACGUCCUGGGAGCGGCCAUGUUUAUGAUUGAGAUCGCGGGAGUAAAGCUUUUGUAUACAGGUGAUUUCUCAAGGCAAGAAGAUAGACACCUAAUGGCAGCUGAAAUUCCUAAUAUUAAGCCAGACAUUCUCAUCAUUGAGUCUACUUAUGGGACUCACAUCCAUGAGAAGCGUGAAGAGCGAGAGGCAAGAUUCUGCAACACUGUCCAUGACAUCGUCAACAGAGGUGGCAGAGGACUCAUUCCUGUCUUUGCUCUUGGAAGGGCUCAGGAGCUGCUCUUGAUUCUAGACGAGUACUGGCAGAACCACCCGGAGCUGCACGACAUCCCCAUAUACUACGCGUCCUCUUUGGCCAAGAAGUGCAUGGCCGUGUACCAGACAUAUGUGAACGCCAUGAACGACAAGAUCAGAAAGCAGAUCAGCAUCAACAAUCCCUUCGUCUUCAAACACAUCAGCAACCUCAAGAGCAUGGACCAUUUUGAUGACAUUGGUCCCAGUGUGGUCAUGGCCUCGCCAGGCAUGAUUCAAAAUGGCUUGUCCAGAGAGUUGUUUGAAAGCUGGUGUACUGACAAGAGGAAUGGCGUCAUUAUAGCUGGGUACUGUGUGGAAGGGACACUUGCCAAGCAUAUCAUGUCUGAACCUGAAGAAAUCACUACCAUGUCUGGACAGAAGCUACCACUGAAAAUGUCUGUUGAUUACAUUUCUUUCUCUGCUCACACAGAUUACCAACAAACCAGUGAAUUUAUCCGUGCUUUGAAACCGCCUCAUGUGAUCCUGGUCCAUGGCGAGCAGAAUGAAAUGGCGCGGCUGAAAGCGGCGCUGAUCCGAGAGUACGAGGACAACGACGAGGUGCACAUAGAGGUGCACAACCCCCGCAACACGGAGGCCGUGACGCUCAACUUCAGAGGAGAAAAGCUCGCCAAGGUCAUGGGCUUUUUAGCAGACAAAAAACCAGAACAAGGCCAGCGGGUAUCUGGAAUACUUGUUAAAAGGAACUUUAAUUAUCACAUACUUUCUCCUUGUGACUUAUCCAAUUACACUGACCUAGCCAUGAGCACCGUGAAGCAGACGCAGGCCAUUCCGUAUACGGGGCCCUUCAACUUGCUCUUCUACCAGCUGCAGAAAUUGACAGGUGAUGUCGAAGAAAUAGAAAUUCAAGAAAAACCUGCUCUCAAAGUGUUCAAAAAUAUUACUGUAAUACAGGAACCGGGCAUGGUGGUAUUAGAAUGGCUGGCAAACCCUUCUAACGACAUGUAUGCAGACACAGUGACAACCGUGAUACUAGAAGUUCAGUCCAACCCAAAAAUCAGGAAAGGUGCAGUGCAAAAAUUUUCUAAAAAAUUGGAAAUGCACGUUUACAGCAAGAGGUUGGAGGUCAUGCUUCAGGACAUAUUUGGAGAAGACUGUGUAAGUGUAAAAGAUGAAUCUAUGCUCAGUGUCACAGUGGAUGGGAAAACGGCUAAUAUUAACUUGGAGACAAGGCUUGUAGAGUGUGAAGAAGGAAGUGAAGAUGAGGGAUCCCUCCGAGAAAUGGUGGAACUGGCUGCGCAAAGACUGUACGAGGCACUCACACCAGUUUACUGACACACUUCCCUCUGUGCAUGUUAAAACUUUUGAUACUUGACUCCCGUUACUUUAAAUAAAAUGCUUUAGUUUCUC
Molecule: messenger RNA, 2245 nt
Organism: Jaculus jaculus (lesser Egyptian jerboa)
Lineage: Eukaryota; Metazoa; Chordata; Mammalia; Rodentia; Dipodidae
Gene: Cpsf3
Product: cleavage and polyadenylation specific factor 3
Exons: 18
Coding region: 116-2170 (684 amino acids)
Biological process (GO): mRNA 3'-end processing by stem-loop binding and cleavage
Cellular component (GO): mRNA cleavage and polyadenylation specificity factor complex
Molecular function (GO): 5'-3' exonuclease activity; RNA binding; RNA endonuclease activity
Source: RefSeq, a predicted model, not a curated record